Messenger RNA from Plectropomus leopardus (leopard coralgrouper), 1210 nucleotides. Lineage: Eukaryota; Metazoa; Chordata; Actinopteri; Perciformes; Serranidae. The record is from RefSeq and is a predicted model, not a curated record.
AGUGUGAGCUGGCGGCCAUGGAGGGGAUGACCGCCUGUAUGACCUACUACCCCCGAGCCUGCGGGUCCCUCAGGGACAAACUGGGAGCCUACUUCCUCUCCAAAAUGGACAGUGCAAACAAGAAAACACAGGAGAUGGCCUGUCUGUGUUACGGUCACCUGCCGUGUCUGGGGGGUCUGUUGGACAGAGGGGUGGGUGCUGGGAGAGCGGAGGGCUGGACCAAUCAGAUUCACUGUCUGCUGGCCUCAGCCAAUGGCCUGCUGGCUCAGAUCUACCAGGGUUCAGAAACAGAUGGGACGGUACAAUAUGAAGGUCCGGGGUUGGAGUUGUCCUUUCCUCAUCUCGACCAAUCGGAUCCCCUGCUGCUGCUGCAGCUCCAGCACAGAUACACAGCCGUCUGUCUGGCACUCAAACACACACUCAGGGUGGAUCCAGCCUCAGCGGUCCGUCUGCCUGUCAGACCAAUACUCAACCUGGUGUGCCGAGUCCUCGCUGUUAGCUCUAAAAGCAUAAAUUUAACAGGAGAUGGAAGUGUGAGGUUGCUGGUCUUACCCAUCAUACACACCAACACACUGGAGGUCUUAUCGGCUCUAAUCACAGCUGUGCGUAGCGGCAUGGUUCAGUACGCUGCUGUGUUGCAGAGGCUGUUUUCUCAGACCCUGUCAGCCUGGACGCCUCUACCUGAAGCCAGUCUGGGCCAGCAGAGAUCCUACAGCUCAGUGCGGGUUACAGUGUACAGGACCUUAGAGCUGUGGGUGCAAGUGGCCGGAGCCUCUGCUAGCAUCCUUCAGGGAAGCCCCGCCCACUCAGAGCUCCUCUUUAGUCACCUGCUCAGUGACAUCACACCAGGGGCGGAGUCUGUCAAGCUCCGGGCGGGUCUUUCUGCAGAUGCAGUUCCUGGAGGGAAGCCGGGCCCCCGGAGGACAAAGCAGUUAGUCAUGGCAGACACAGUGGGGCCGUCGCUGCAGAGGAAAGGAGACCUGCUGGCCAAUCAGGACACCUGCCUGUCAGCCCUCAGAGCUCUGAGGCAAAUCAUCCUGACCAGUGGCACCCUGCUCAAAGAUGACAUACACAAGCGUCUCCAUGACGUCGUGCUGCCGCUGUGCGUGCGUCUUCAGCAGCAACAGUCCAGCAGCAGCAUUUCUUGUGAAUCAGCAGGGGGCGUCAGUGGGCAGUACAGCAGCGCGCUCUCUAGAGGAGAGCUGUACAG